CAAAGGGAGGGUUUUUGGCUCUGCUCCCUUGGGCAGAGUUUUUGCGGCCAAAAGCAGAGAAGAGACAGGGAGGAGUAGAUUUGCUUGAGUCAUGACGUACGGGUGUGUCAAAGAGCUGGAAAAGGAAGGAGCACUCAAGAUGCUGGGCAACCACCUUUCCUGCCCGCUCCGGGGUCUUUGGUUUCCAGAAGUUUGUGGCAGAGUCAGCGGAGGGAGGAAAAACCUCUUCCGUCCCUGACACCUGUCACCUGGCUCUGAGUCUAGGAGGAAGGCCACAAAGCGGCCGACCAGCAGGUGGAUGCCUGUGAAUCGCCACCUGGGUGCCAAGAAGGAAUAUCGCACUGGGAGAGAGAGUUAGAGAGCAAGAGAGAAGCCACCUCCAAGCAAGGGACUUUUCCGACGGCUUCCCCAUCGGUCCAGAGUUGGAAAAGGGUGGGGGGGAAAUGAGCCUUUCUUCAGAAUCAAAGUCCCUCGGGAAACAAAAUGGGGGGAGUCUGCAAACGUCGCAAAUCAUCGAACUGAACGUUGGUGGGGAGAUAUUUAUGACUACGCUGAGCACGUUGAAGAAAUAUCCCGGUUCCAAACUGGCAGAGAUGUUUGCUAGCGGUCAGCCCAAGCUUCGCACUGAUGCAAAAGGACGGUACUUCAUUGACCGCCCUGGAACGUAUUUUAAGUACAUCUUGGAAUACCUACGGAGCAGCCAGGUGCCUAUGCAGUAUGUUCAGGACGUGUACAAAGAGGCUCUUUUUUAUGACAUUGAGCCGUUGAUCAAGCAACUGGAGGAUUCUCCUCAGAUCUUUGGGGAGUUGGUGGCCAGAAAGCAGUUCCUCGCCCGGGUCCCUAGCUACACAGAGAACAUUGAGCUGAUGAUCCGUAUCGCUCGUGCGGAGGCGGUGGCUUCGCGUCAAUCCAGUGUCAUGGUGUGCGUCGUGAAGAACGAGGAAGACAUGGCCAAGUGCCGGGAUGCUCUCAAUAGCCUGGACACCUACAAGAAAUCCGUGGUCACCUUCGGCCCUUGGAAGGCUUCACCGAGCAGUUCCGAUUUGCUGGACUGCAUUAAAAUGGACAUUGCGGCCAAAGGUUACAAAAUC
This is a messenger RNA of Pogona vitticeps (central bearded dragon), 1091 nucleotides long. RefSeq names its product potassium channel tetramerization domain containing 14 (gene KCTD14). Gene Ontology annotation, biological process: protein homooligomerization. NCBI's taxonomy places the organism in Eukaryota, Metazoa, Chordata, Lepidosauria, Squamata, Agamidae. Gene Ontology annotation, molecular function: protein binding. The record is from RefSeq and is a predicted model, not a curated record.